Acipenser ruthenus (sterlet) is the source of this 1044-nucleotide messenger RNA. RefSeq names its product coiled-coil domain-containing protein 32-like. The coding region runs from base 171 to 704 and encodes 177 amino acids. Lineage: Eukaryota; Metazoa; Chordata; Actinopteri; Acipenseriformes; Acipenseridae. The record is from RefSeq and is a predicted model, not a curated record. The transcript has 4 exons. Gene Ontology annotation, biological process: cilium organization.
AGGAUGUCAUUGGUUUCAAACAGGAGUCGGCUGCACAGUUAGGUUGCUGGGAGGUAUUUGCUGUGUUUAUUAAUUAAUUUAGCUGAUAAUAUUGGGGAGGUAAUUGCAACUAAAGAUUUAUUUACGCUUCAAGAAGACCAUUGCUUUAAACGGACUCCGGAAGCUGCAGCAUGAUUGACAGCCUGGAGUCCCGGCUGGCUCGCUCCAGUGGGGAGCUGUGGUCUGAGAUCUGCUCCGGCCUGCCUGCCCCCGAGGGGGAGGGGGUGUUCGCUGACUCCUUCCAGCCCCAGCAGGCGUCGCUGUCUGACAGCAGCCCCUGGGCACCCAUGGCAGACUCCGAGGUGUAUCUAGCCAGUCUAGCUUGCUCUCCUCUCUUAGAAAACCGGCUGCGCAGGAUCAAGGGCCAGUCACAGGAAGUGACCUCGCGAGACAUGCUGCGCACGCUCUCCCAGGCCAAGAAGGAAUGCUGGGAAAGAUUCCUCCAGGAGACGUCGGAGUCUGAGCUGUUCAUGGACGGGAGCGAGGUGGACCACAGUGCCGUGGACCAGCUGAGGUGCUGGCUGCAGCCGGAGAAGGUGGCGAUCAGCGCAGAGGAGCUGCAGGCCCUGCUGCAGCCCAAGAGAGGAGGCACGGAGGAGGGGGGGUCCAGCGGGGAGAGAAGGGAGGAGGAGGGUGAAGCAGAGAGUCCGGGGGCUGAGAAAUAGACCCAUUCAUACUUGCUGUUAUUGCCCUCUCCAUGUUACUGUACCAUUCGUAAUGGCUGUGCUUCUCCUCUCAGCGUUACUGUACCCUGGUCAGGUAAUCUCAUCAUUAAAAAGAACCAUCUCUCAUAUAAAUCAUUCAACACAAACCUUCCUGCAGCACAUUGAUCUGAAUACCCACGUCAUAUAAAUCAUUGAACACAAACCUUCCUGCAGCACACUGAUCUGAAUACCCAGGUGCAGUAUCCCUUCCUGUGUCUCUGUGCAUGUAUCUGAUGUCUGUACUGAUCAUGGGCCCUCUGAACAAGAGGUUUUGGGGAACAAUAAAAUAUUAAAAUAAAAA